UUGCGCACCAACCCCCAACCCCAGUCGAUACUCCUGCGGGUCAACUCGCGCAUGCGGCAUGCGGCCGACCCAACACUCAACUGUAUUAGCGACAUGGCCGACAGCGAGUUUGAAGAAUUUCGCCGAGCAUUUGACAGACUACCACAACACAUAAAGGCCCCGACACCCUUUUAUUCAUUAGUGCCAAAUGUUGGUCUGGAAGAUGACUCUCCAUCAUCGAAGAGUGAAAGUACGCCUGAGGAUGACCAAAAAUGUGUGGGUGAAAGAGGGGAUACAAUAAGCGCAGUUAACACCAAAGAUACAUCCCCCGAUCCCCAAACAGAAAUAACCGAACUACCCCGUAGCCCCCGACAUCAGACAUUUACAAAUGGCGAACGCAGGAGGAGAAAGCUACCAGAAAUACCUAAAAAUAGAAAAUCCACAAUAAUACCAUGCGGCCAACCGGCCUCGCUAGCAGAUGAACUUGGAGCGUUGGCUGGACCCAUUAUCAGACCAGGGUGCCAAGGGAGGCCCUUGCUGGUUCUCAAAUGUGGAUAUCUGCUGGAUGAAGAUUCGAGUCCAGACUCUGAGCGGUUGCAGAGCUUAGGCGAUGUAGAUAGCGGACACAGUACGGCUCACUCACCCGUAGACACGGCUCCUAAGAGCCUUUCACCCACUCCAAUGCAACAACAAAAUGUAUCACCAUUAUCGAGCUGCAGCAUCAGUGGCAUAAACUUUGCCGGUAACAUGACAACGGUUCCUCAUAGUCACCUUGAGAUGUUGGAGGCGACGCAUCGAGGCCUACACAAGUUCAACCCCCGACACCACGAUGAGAUAGAAGUGGAGAUAGGUGACCCAAUCUAUGUACAGAAGGAAGCAGAAGACUUAUGGUGCGAAGGCGUUAAUUUGAGAACGGGACAACAAGGUAUAUUUCCAUCAGCGUAUGCAGUUGAUAUGGACUACAACGAUUUCGACCCGGCAAACUCCAAAGUAAAAAGGGAACGAUAUCUAUUAGGAUAUAUGGGCUCAGUCGAGACUCUGGCCCAUAAAGGUACAGGAGUAGUUUGCCAAGCAGUAAAGAAAAUAGUAGGUGAUAACAGCGGAGAGCCAGGAGCGCAACCAUGUAUUUUAGAAGUAUCUGAUCAAGGACUCCGUAUGGUUGAUAGGUCAAAAUCGGAGAGAGCACGGAACGGUCCCUGUAUUGACUAUUUCUAUUCGCUGAAGAACGUUUCUUUCUGUGCGUUCCAUCCACGCGACCAUCGGUAUCUGGGCUUCAUAACGAAACACCCAACGCUCCAGCGAUUUGCAUGUCACGUGUUUAGGGGCUCAGAGUCUACUAGGCCAGUGGCUGAAGCAGUCGGGCGUGCUUUCCAAAGGUUUUACCAGAAAUUUAUUGAGACGGCGUAUCCAAUUGAAGACAUCUACAUUGAAUAAAUUAGCAACUAAUUCAACUAGGCUUGCUACCUCACAAAUAAACUCAAUAUUUCUUAAAACUUGUUGUCGUUGUCAUGUCGCCAACACCAUGUAAAUUUUAUUAUUAAUAUUAAUAAUUAGCAGUCAUAAUCUGUUUACUCAUCUUUUCUUUGCAUUUUUUUUUAUUAGCUUGAAUAUUACUAUGUACCAGCUGAGACAGUAUUACUAAUACGGUGAAGUGAUAUGAAUAUUCCGAGAUCACAUAUUGUAAUUUAAUUAUGUAUUUUUCUCGUAAUUUUGCAUGUUGAAACGGAAAUAGCGGGUACUGUCUUAUAGAGGAAAAAGCGCCAUUUUCGGUUUAAAACAAAAAUUAAGCCAAUUAUUUGUGAUUGUUUCUUUUUUGGAUCUAAGAUUAUAAUAAACUAAUAAGAAUGAUACAUAUUCAGAUAUGUAUAUUAUAUUUUUAUAUAUUCCCGACGAAAAUGGCGUAUCUUCUUAAAAUGGGGAGUGUACUGUGACUGUGAUACGGAGACAUUUUAAGUGUGUGGUAU
This is a messenger RNA of Plutella xylostella (diamondback moth), 1943 nucleotides long. RefSeq names its product JNK-interacting protein Aplip1 (gene Aplip1). NCBI's taxonomy places the organism in Eukaryota, Metazoa, Arthropoda, Insecta, Lepidoptera, Plutellidae. Gene Ontology annotation, cellular component: cytoplasm. The record is from RefSeq and is a predicted model, not a curated record. Gene Ontology annotation, biological process: JNK cascade; regulation of JNK cascade. Gene Ontology annotation, molecular function: MAP kinase scaffold activity; JUN kinase binding.